Molecule: messenger RNA, 1740 nt
Organism: Torulaspora delbrueckii
Lineage: Eukaryota; Fungi; Ascomycota; Saccharomycetes; Saccharomycetales; Saccharomycetaceae
Gene: PUT2
Product: 1-pyrroline-5-carboxylate dehydrogenase
Exons: 1
Coding region: 1-1740 (579 amino acids)
Cellular component (GO): mitochondrial matrix
Molecular function (GO): L-glutamate gamma-semialdehyde dehydrogenase (NAD+) activity
Source: RefSeq, a predicted model, not a curated record
AUGUUGUCGAGAAUAAGAACUUUACAAGCAACUCGUCAGAGUGUUAGAUAUGUUGCACAAUUGUCUAACUUAAGUACACCCAAACAGAUUGGCAAUGAGCCUGUUAAGCCAUUUGGUUGUACUGAUACGAAGGAUUGGGAUUUGUUACGUGCUUCUUUAAUGAAAUUUAGAAGCUCUUCUUUGGAAGUUCCACUGGUUAUCAACGGUGAACGUCGCUAUUACAACGAUAAAGAAAAGCGUGGUUUCUUUCAGCAGACAAACCCUGCAAAUCACGAACAGGUACUAGCAAAUGUCACUCAGGCUGGUGUUAAGGACGUCAAGGAUGCCAUACAGGCAGCCAAAGCAGCUAAGAAGAAAUGGAUGGAAAUGCCCUUUUAUGAUAGGGCUGCAGUUUUCUUAAGGGCAGCCGAUUUGGUGUCCACUAAGUACAGAUACGAUAUGUUGGCAGCUACGAUGCUGGGCCAAGGUAAGAACGUUUACCAGGCGGAAAUCGAUUGUAUCACUGAACUGGCAGAUUUCUUCAGAUUCAACGUCAAGUACGCUAACGAAUUAUACUCUCAGCAGCCCAUCGAGUCUACUUCCGGCGUGUGGAAUAAAGCGGAAUAUAGACCUCUUGAAGGAUUCGUCUACGCCGUGACUCCUUUCAAUUUCACUGCGAUAGCUGCUAACUUGAUCGGUGCUCCAGCUCUGAUGGGUAACACUGUGGUAUGGAAACCAUCUCAAACAGCUGCAUUGUCCAACUAUCUUCUUUUGACCGUUCUGGAGGAAGCAGGUCUUCCAAAGGGUGUGGUUAAUUUCAUCCCCGGAAACCCAAUUGAAGUCACUGAGGAAGUAUUGGCUGAUAAGGAGUUCAGCGCAUUGCAUUUCACAGGUUCCACUUCAGUAUUCAAGCAACUAUACGGGAAGAUUCAAGAAGGUGUUGUCAGCAAUGUUUACAGAGAUUACCCAAGAAUUGUUGGUGAGACAGGAGGUAAGAACUUCCACUUAAUCCACCCCUCGGCUAAUCUCCCACACGCGGUGCUAUCUACAAUCAGAGGAGCUUUCGAGUUCCAGGGCCAGAAAUGUUCUGCAACUUCCAGGGUCUACAUUCCCCAAUCCAAGAGCCAGGAGUUCCUGAAGGACAUGGCUGGCACUUUGCAACAGCAGAAUGUCACGCCCGUGAAUACUUCGGCUGGUACUAUCAGUGGUGGAGACCUACACGGAUUCGUGGGCCCCGUGAUUCACGAACAAAGUUUCGACAAGUUAGCUUCUGUCAUCGACCAAGCAAAGAAAGAUCCAGAGCUCGAAAUCGUAUUCGGAGGUAACUACGACAAAUCUCAAGGCUGGUUCAUCACUCCAACGAUCAUCAAAACCACCAAUCCAAACCAUCCAUUCCUCUCCACCGAGUUCUUCGGCCCUAUCCUAACAGUGUACGAGUACCCAGACAUUGAAUUUCCACAAGUAUGCAAACUAAUCGAUUCCACCAGUGUCUACGGCCUCACAGGCUCCGUCUUCGCCAAGGACCGUGAAGCGAUCAACCAGGCCAGCGAAGCACUCAGAUACAGUGCCGGUAACUUUUACAUCAACGACAAGUGUACAGGAGCCGUUGUGGCCCAACAGUGGUUUGGUGGUGCAAGAAUGAGCGGUACAAACGACAAAGCCGGCAGUGGUAACAUCCUGAACCGGUUCGUCAGCAUCCGCAACGUCAAGGAGAAUUUCUACGAGAUCACAGAUUUUAAAUAUCCAUCUAACUACGAGUAA